Phodopus roborovskii (desert hamster) is the source of this 2208-nucleotide messenger RNA. RefSeq names its product tumor protein p63 (gene Tp63). Lineage: Eukaryota; Metazoa; Chordata; Mammalia; Rodentia; Cricetidae. Bases 78 to 2120 code for a protein of 680 amino acids. The record is from RefSeq and is a predicted model, not a curated record. The transcript is spliced from 14 exons. Gene Ontology annotation, molecular function: protein binding; RNA polymerase II cis-regulatory region sequence-specific DNA binding; DNA-binding transcription factor activity, RNA polymerase II-specific. Gene Ontology annotation, cellular component: nucleus. Gene Ontology annotation, biological process: protein tetramerization; apoptotic process; regulation of transcription by RNA polymerase II.
CCUAGAUAUUCUCAGGUGUAUACGUAUACUUUAUAGAAUUGCUUCCCAUCUGUUGGUAUCAAAGAGAGUUGAAGGAAAUGAAUUUUGAAACUUCACGGUGUGCCACCCUACAGUACUGCCCUGACCCUUACAUCCAGCGUUUCGUAGAAACCCCAGCUCAUUUCUCUUGGAAAGAAAGUUAUUACCGAUCCGCUAUGUCGCAGAGCUCCCAGACAAGUGAGUUCCUCAGCCCAGAAGUUUUCCAGCAUAUCUGGGAUUUUCUGGAACAGCCUAUAUGUUCAGUCCAGCCCAUCGACUUGAACUUUGUGGAUGAACCAUCAGAAAAUGGUGCAACAAACAAGAUUGAGAUUAGCAUGGACUGUAUUCGCAUGCAAGACUCAGACCUCACUGACCCCAUGUGGCCACAGUACACAAACCUGGGGCUCCUGAACAGCAUGGACCAGCAGAUUCAGAACGGCUCCUCGUCCACCAGCCCCUACAACACAGACCAUGCGCAGAACAGUGUGACGGCGCCCUCGCCCUACGCACAGCCCAGCUCCACCUUUGAUGCCCUCUCUCCAUCCCCUGCCAUCCCUUCUAACACAGAUUACCCAGGCCCACACAGCUUUGAUGUGUCCUUCCAGCAGUCAAGCACAGCCAAGUCGGCCACCUGGACGUAUUCCACGGAAUUGAAGAAGCUGUACUGCCAAAUUGCAAAGACAUGCCCCAUCCAGAUCAAGGUGAUGACCCCACCCCCACAGGGGGCUGUCAUCCGUGCCAUGCCUGUCUACAAGAAAGCUGAACAUGUCACUGAGGUGGUGAAACGGUGUCCCAACCAUGAGCUGAGCCGCGAGUUCAAUGAGGGACAGAUUGCCCCUCCCAGUCAUUUGAUCCGAGUAGAAGGGAACAGCCAUGCCCAGUAUGUAGAAGAUCCUAUCACAGGGAGGCAGAGUGUGCUGGUCCCUUAUGAGCCACCCCAGGUUGGCACUGAAUUCACAACAGUCCUGUACAAUUUCAUGUGUAACAGCAGCUGUGUCGGAGGAAUGAACCGCCGUCCAAUUUUAAUCAUUGUUACUUUGGAAACCAGAGAUGGGCAAGUCUUGGGCCGGCGGUGCUUUGAGGCCCGGAUCUGUGCUUGCCCAGGAAGAGACAGGAAGGCAGAUGAAGACAGCAUCAGAAAGCAGCAAGUCUCGGACAGCGCAAAGAACGGUGAUGGUACGAAGCGCCCUUUUCGGCAGAAUACACAUGGCAUCCAGAUGACUUCCAUCAAGAAACGAAGAUCCCCAGAUGAUGAACUGCUGUACUUACCAGUGAGGGGUCGUGAGACUUAUGAAAUGUUGUUGAAGAUCAAGGAGUCCCUGGAGCUCAUGCAGUAUCUUCCUCAGCACACUAUCGAAACUUACAGGCAGCAGCAGCAGCAACAGCACCAGCACUUACUUCAGAAACAGACCUCGAUGCAGUCUCAGUCUUCAUACGGUAACAGCUCCCCACCUCUGAACAAAAUGAACAGCAUGAACAAGCUGCCUUCCGUGAGCCAGCUUAUCAACCCACAGCAGCGCAACGCCCUCACCCCUACCACCAUGCCCGAGGGUAUGGGAGCCAACAUUCCUAUGAUGGGCACUCACAUGCCAAUGGCUGGAGACAUGAAUGGACUCAGCCCCACCCAAGCCCUCCCUCCCCCACUCUCCAUGCCAUCCACCUCCCACUGCACCCCCCCACCUCCAUACCCCACAGAUUGCAGCAUUGUCAGUUUCUUAGCAAGGCUGGGCUGCUCAUCAUGUCUGGACUAUUUCACGACCCAGGGGCUGACCACCAUCUAUCAGAUUGAGCAUUACUCCAUGGAUGAUUUGGCAAGUCUAAAGAUCCCUGAGCAGUUCCGACAUGCCAUCUGGAAGGGUAUCCUGGACCACAGGCAGCUGCACGACUUCUCCUCACCCCCACAUCUCCUGAGGACCCCAAGCGGUGCCUCUACAGUCAGCGUGGGAUCCAGUGAGACCCGUGGUGAACGCGUAAUUGAUGCCGUGCGCUUCACUCUUCGCCAGACCAUCUCUUUCCCACCCCGUGAUGAGUGGAACGACUUCAACUUCGACAUGGAUUCCCGUCGUAACAAACAGCAGCGCAUCAAAGAGGAAGGGGAAUGAGCACCCAUUGCUGGGCUCUUUGUGUCUUCUUCACCGCCCAGCCCCUGCAGGGCAUGCCUGCUUGAUCUUCAAAGCAUUCUUGCUAACU